CCCACAAACAUCGAGAGUUAGCACUGACCUGUGACGGCUUCGUCAGCUCCAUGACUUCUAAUCGCUUACCUACAUGCACCGUCACGGGAAGCGACACGUACCUUGAGCUUCUCGCUCCCUUAUUGAAAGCGCAGACCACCGACAUGGCACUGUACACCAGCACCAUUUCAAUAUUCGCAUACUAUCUUGGUUUGCCAUAUGGGGAAGGGCCGGCCUACUUCUAACCUACCGGCAUUCAAUACGGUCUAGCGAAUGAACGCUUCUCCGAACUCGGACUCCAGACGAUCCCCAGGUGGGCUGCCAAAAGCAUGGAAAGACGAGGGCAAGGGCAUGGCAUCCCCUCAACUGGUUUCGCCUGCAACAUGCAAAACAUUGCCGCUCCCGCGCUCACACGCGCUGCCCAUGCAUACUCCCUCCAGCAAUGAUCGUCGCACAAACCAGAUCCUCGGUCAAUAUUGCUUCAGCGAUCAUCCCAUAUCCUUGCCCAGGAACAGCGCGUCCGCCACGAUCCAACUCGCAACCCAACUGUGGCGCACCUCUAUCCCACUGGGCGACUCCGUGAAGCUGUUCCUGUUUCGCACACUCCUCAAUACGACUUUCAGACCACCGUGCCUCGACUGUAUGCCCACAAUGGCCGAAGAUCACCUCACUGAUGCGUGGCCCUCAUCUCACUUCGGCAUGAGCUCCCCCCAUCCGGAAGCCACCACCGAAUAUCCGCACGUCCCUGCCCAAUCCAACACGGAGGACUCGAACUUUCCACGGAGAGAUUAUGUCCAUCUACCCUAUUGUAUAUCGCCGUUCCUUUGUUAUUUGAAAUCCUUAUCGCACCCCACGAGGUUGACGCCAUCAUGCAUUUCAGGCCUACCCCGCGUUAUUCCGCCUUGGCAAACGGCACGGCGGAAGUGCCCGGAGCAACGCUGAUGCGAGAAGAAUCCUUGCCGCAAAAGCAAUUACACUUACGGGCGCCACGCGGGGAAGAAUUUUCGGGCGGACGCCCCUCGCGGCUUCUGGAAGGUAACGGUGUCCGCCGAUGUCUCUCAUUUCCGAUGUGCUAUCGGCCGGCGACAGUCUUCAAGAACAGUCCGGCUGAAGACGUG
Messenger RNA from Trematosphaeria pertusa, 1097 nucleotides. RefSeq lists its product as uncharacterized. The record is from RefSeq and is a predicted model, not a curated record. NCBI's taxonomy places the organism in Eukaryota, Fungi, Ascomycota, Dothideomycetes, Pleosporales, Trematosphaeriaceae. The transcript has a single exon. Bases 253 to 921 code for a protein of 222 amino acids.